AUGAUAACCAAUGGGAUUCUACAAAUUCAAGCUAAAAAAUUUGCAGAGUUAUUAGAUAUCAGUGAAGAAAAUUUUAAAGCAAGCCAAGAUUGGUUAGACAGGUUUAAAAAAUGGCAUGAUAUUCGAAGAUUCAAGAUCCAUAGAGAAUCAGAAAGUGUGUCUACUGAAAAACUUCCUGAAUAUAGACAACAAUUGGGCAUUCAGAAGGAAAACCUUGGUGUAAAAUAUGAUGCUAGUCAAAAAGCAUGGAUGACAGAAAGUUAUGAAUCUUCUCACAUUAGGCUGCAUCUUUUACUACCUUAUACGACAUCUUGCUUGCAACCAUGUGAUGCUGGAAUUAUCUAUACAUUUAAAGCUUACUAUCAGAAAUUAUUUCUUCAAAAUCUAGUAAAUGCUCUUAAUAAUAAAGAAGAAAUACCCAAACUUAGUAUUUUAGAUGCAAUCAAGUUCAUUACAGAAGCAUGGGACAAUAACUGGUCAAAUUUGAAUGCUAGAGUUAGAAAUAAAAUUGAAAAUGAAGUUGAAACUAAAGCCGAAAUAAAAGCUGAAGUUGAAAGGGAAGCUGAAUUGAAAGAAGCUGAAUUUGAGGAAGUCGAGACCGAAGUUGAGGAAGUCGAGACCGAAGUUGAGGAAGCCAAAGUCAAAGAAGUCAGAGUCGAAGAAGAGGUUGAACAGCUUAUUCUUAAAAUUCCUUAUCACCUUAUGCGAGUAAUAACUGCUAAUAAUUAUAUCGAGCCUGAUAAUAAUCUUGAAACAGAAGAGGUUACUGUAAAUAAAGCUGCCAUUAUUGAAGAGAUUUGUCAUCAGUCUGAUUUCAGUAAUAGUAAUGAGGAUAGUGAUGUUAAAAUUGAGAAAAUUUCUCAUUCUGUUGCCUUGGAGCAAUGUAAAUUACUUAUAUUAUAUGUAGAACAACAGGACCCCAUGAAAUUUGUGAAAGAUCAAAACCUACCAGUAUUACAAAAUUUGUUAAAAUGA
Cetraspora pellucida is the source of this 975-nucleotide messenger RNA. NCBI's taxonomy places the organism in Eukaryota, Fungi, Glomeromycota, Glomeromycetes, Diversisporales, Gigasporaceae. The record is from the annotation of a GenBank genome assembly.